Urocitellus parryii (Arctic ground squirrel) is the source of this 2352-nucleotide messenger RNA. RefSeq names its product zDHHC palmitoyltransferase 2 (gene Zdhhc2). Gene Ontology annotation, molecular function: palmitoyltransferase activity. NCBI's taxonomy places the organism in Eukaryota, Metazoa, Chordata, Mammalia, Rodentia, Sciuridae. The record is from RefSeq and is a predicted model, not a curated record.
AGCCCGCCCGAGGGCGCAGCGGCCGCGCCGAGGGAGGCGGCGAGGCGGGAGCGACGGGGCGGGGGCGGAGCGGAGCCUCCCGCCUCCUCCUCCUCCUCGGCCUCCUCCCCCUCGGCCUCCUCUCGAAGCCGCCGCCUCCGCCGGGCUGAGCAGCCGGGAGUCCGCGGCGCUGGCUCGUGGCUGCGGGAUGGGGAGUUAGCGCCACGGCGGCGGCAGUGGCCGCAGCUCAACCGGCCGCCGCCCCCGGGCCCGUCCCGCUUGGGGCGCCGGGCGCGGCCAGCUCGCCCCRUAGCCAGGCCCGCGGGCGGCGGCGGCGGCAGAGCUGGGCAGGUGGAUGCGGCUGGAAGAUGGCGCCCUCGGGCCCGGGCAGCAUCAGGCGGCGGUGCCGGCGGGUGCUCUACUGGAUCCCGGUGGUCUUCAUCAGCCUCCUGCUGGGCUGGUCCUACUACGCCUACGCCGUCCAGCUGUGCAUAGUGUCCAUGGAAAACAUUGGCGAACAAGUUGUGUGCCUGAUGGCUUAUCAUCUACUUUUUGCAAUGUUUGUUUGGUCGUACUGGAAAACUAUCUUUACAUUACCAAUGAAUCCUUCAAAAGAAUUCCAUCUCUCUUAUGCAGAAAAAGACUUGUUGGAGAGAGAGCCAAGAGGAGAAGCCCAUCAGGAAGUUCUUAGGCGAGCAGCCAAAGAUCUUCCCAUCUACACUAGGACUAUGUCUGGAGCAAUCCGAUAUUGUGACAGAUGCCAACUUAUAAAACCAGAUCGUUGCCAUCACUGUUCCGUCUGUGAUAAGUGUAUUUUGAAGAUGGAUCAUCAUUGUCCAUGGGUGAACAAUUGUGUUGGAUUUUCAAAUUAUAAAUUCUUCCUCCUUUUCUUGGCUUAUUCUCUGCUGUACUGCCUUUUUAUUGCUGCUACAGAUUUACAGUAUUUUAUCAAAUUUUGGACAAAUGGCCUACCUGAUACUCAAGCCAAGUUCCAUAUUAUGUUUUUAUUCUUUGCUGCAGCUAUGUUUUCUGUCAGCUUGUCUUCUCUGUUUGGCUAUCAUUGUUGGCUAGUCAGCAAAAAUAAAUCUACAUUAGAGGCAUUCAGAAGUCCAGUGUUUCGACAUGGAACAGAUAAGAAUGGCUUCAGCUUGGGUUUCAGUAAAAACAUGCGACAAGUUUUUGGUGAUGAGAAGAAAUAUUGGUUGCUACCCAUUUUCUCAAGUCUAGGUGAUGGCUGCUCUUUUCCAACUUGCCUUGUUAACCAGGAUCCUGAACAACCAUCCACUCCUGCAGGACUGAAUUCCACAGCUAAAAAUCCUGAAAACCAUCAAUUUCCUGCAAAGCCAUUGAGAGAGUCCCAGAGCCACCUUCUUACUGAUUCUCAGUCUUGGACAGAGAGCRGCACAAACCCAGGAAAAGGCAAAGCUGGUAUGAGCAAUCCUGCAUUAACCAUGGAGAAUGAGACUUAACUCUUCAAGCGAAGUAAAUUCACACUUUAUACAAAUAAAGUACCAAUGCUGCAGAAGGAUGGCAGAGGCUUCCCACAGAAGCCAUUGAACAGCAGCUUCUUUAUUCAUUUGGCUGGAUAUGUAGAAAAUUUGUUUGCUUGCUUGUUUCAUGGUGCUGGGGAUUGAACCCAGGGCCUUGCACAUGCCAGUCAAGUGCUCUACCACUGGGCUACGUCUCCAGCCCUGGAUAUGCAGAAUAUUAAUUGACUAGUUCUUUCCAAGCUGUUGCUUAAGCCGAACACGUUUUUGAUCCACUAUACAAAUGUUACAGCUAACGUGAAUUCCUCUUAAGUGUUAAAAGUAAUUGUGUUUUUUGAAUCAAAGGGAAAAUAUCUUCUAUUAAAAACUGGGAAUGAAUUAAUGGGUCACUUUUCACUCAAAUACUUGGUUUGCACAGUUUUUCAUGUAAAAAACAUUAAUAAUCUGGUUUUCUUAUUCAGAAAAUUAAGACUAAUAUCUUUUAAGAUUUAAAAUUUUAAAUCACAUUAUAAUGUUAAGCUUUAUUCAUAUUAGUUUCCUUUAAGAAGGAGAAGGUAAGAAAUAAGACUUCUUUGGUUUUCUCUUCUAAUGUGAAUCUGACCUCAGACUGAGUGAACUGUAGUAACUGUGAGUCCACUACAGAGUGCUAGUGGCCUACAGUUAAGGAUCACCACCCAUUUCUGCCAGACUUUAAAUCUCAUUUUACCCUUUGUUCCUUGCUGGAAAGUAAGAACAUUGAACCUUGGGUCCACUGAUAAAGCAACUAGUUAGAAAACUAAUACAAUGUUCUGACAAAAGUCCCUCUAUUACAUUGAAAAUACAUUUUCAUCUCUUCUAAUCUUUUUUUACAAAAUAUUAUUUUAGUUGGACACAGUACCUUUAUUUU